AGCCUCUCACUCCUAUUAGCGUUGAAUAAGAUGGGUCCCACAAAUCAAGGUCACCUGCUCCGGUUAGCUCUAUCUUGCCGGAAAAUCACUGCUCAGGUCACCACCCCCGGCACUGAUUCCAUCGUCGCUAUGGCUUCAUCCACCGAACAAGAAUUCAUGGCUCAUUAUCGAUCCAAACUCACUACCUUUCCUAGAUCCCACAAAUUUUGGGACGCCAAAAUCGCUUCGAGAAUCGGUGAAAAGCUAGGGUUUCGUCUUAACGACAUAGGUAUCUCCCACCUCGAAAUUGACCUUACGGAAGAGCUUUCACGGCCGAUUCAUUACCGGAAAAUGGUCGUUCCGUUCUUUAAUUCCGUCAAACGUGCUGGAAUUAGCGUCCAUGGUUCAGAGAAACUGGAAUCGCAGGCUUAAUACCACCUCAAAACUCAUGGAAAAGAAGAUACUGCCAAGAAUCAAUCAAGAUUCCCUUUGCAAUCACAUGCAAGAAGAUCAUCUCAAAUAAGGAAAGCAAAGCAAGAUCCAUCAUUUAUUCAUGGGUAAUUUUACUGAUGGACACCUUGCUGGAGAAGGAGCAUAUUCA
This is a messenger RNA of Cynara cardunculus var. scolymus (artichoke), 580 nucleotides long. RefSeq lists its product as uncharacterized. The record is from RefSeq and is a predicted model, not a curated record. Gene Ontology annotation, biological process: translation. Lineage: Eukaryota; Viridiplantae; Streptophyta; Magnoliopsida; Asterales; Asteraceae. Bases 31 to 411 code for a protein of 126 amino acids. The transcript is spliced from 2 exons. Gene Ontology annotation, molecular function: 5S rRNA binding; structural constituent of ribosome. Gene Ontology annotation, cellular component: ribosome.